GUUCGGCGUCAGCCUCCAGAAACGAAACUCUGUGAGCCCUCCGCCAGCCGGAACCCGCCUCCAUCCCCCGGGACCCAAGCUCCGCGCCACAGCUCGGCCGCCGCCGCCGCCGCCGCAGGUCCCACCGCCACCGCAGGUCCUCCCGCCGCAGGUCAUGGAAGAGGAGUUCCAGUUCCUGAAGUGCAGCAGCUGCCAGACUGAAGGCAACUGCCCCAAGCUGCUUUCCUGCAUGCACACCUUAUGUUCCAGUUGCCUGGAGACAAAUGGCCCCGAAAGCCAUUGCCCCAUCUGCUCUGCCACCCUCCCCCUCGGUACUGACAACCUCUUGUUUGAGAGCUUACAGCGCCGGAUCGACAUCUACCGCAAGAUCAUCGGUGCUCAGGAGGCAGUGUGUGACUGCUGCAAGCAGCCGGCUGUCUUCUGGUGCUUCGAGUGUGAGCAACUCAUCUGCAGCAAGUGCUUCGAGGCCCACAAGUGGUUCCUGAAGCACGAGGCCCGGAGAAUGGACGAUCUGAGGAGCGAGUCGGCCAAGGACUUCCUCGAGGCUACCCGGAAGACCAACAACCUGUUUUGUCCUAAUCCUUCCCACCGGACACCCAUCUUGACCAGCAUUUAUUGCCGAGGGUGCUCGAAGCCUAUCUGCUGCUCUUGUGCGUUGCUGGACAGCACCCACAAGGACCAGUACUGUGCCAUCAGUGUGGAGAUCCAACUGAAGCAGGAGCAGCUGGUGAAGAUGACCCAGUCUCUGAGGAACCAGAAGGAUAUCUUCGACACGGCCCACAGGGAGCUCCAGUCUGCAGCUGCCAGCUUGAGUCAGGUGCAGCUGGAGACCCAGGAGCUGAUCCGCUCCAAAGUCCGUCUGAUGAUGGAACAGAUCCAGGACAAAGAGAGAGAGCUGCUGGAGAUGGUGGACCAGCAGUACCGCCGUGGCUACGAGGAGAUGGCGAGGAAGCUGACGCACACAGAUGCCGUGUUGAAGAGGAUCCGGGCCGGUGAGCUGAUAGUGGAAAAAAUGCAGCUCUAUGCCUCGGACCAGGAGGUCCUGGAGAUGUAUCCCUUCAUCCAAAAGGCCCUAGAGGGGCUCCAGAGAGAGCUCCCAAUGGAUAUGAGACCAGCGGUCCAGGUGGAGUUUGAAGAGUGUAAAGCUGAACUGCAGGCCCUCUUUGCCCGAGUCACCGAGGACAGAGAUGCUGCUGACCCAGAUAGCACUCAUCAUGCUGCCUCUGGUGGACUUACUGUCAUUACCACGGACAGCAACUCGCAUGAGGAAUCCAGGAAGCCAAAGAUUCAAGUCCAUUCCACACCUAUGUUCACCUUCAGCUUUGACGACAGAAUGGCCCCCUCUAGCUCAUCCACUCUAAAGAGGAAAGCAGUGCAGACCAGCAUCUCCUGCCACAGCCCCAGGAAAGCCAUAAAGGAGGAGGCUGGGGACAGAUAUUUGAAGACCAAUGACGAGCUGGAGCAAGACUCCCUGGAUCUGCCUGGCACCAGCAGCUCACAGCCAAUGCCCCGGCAGAGCCAGGACAGCCCGCUCAGCCCAGGCCAGGGCUCCCUUGUGCAGUCUCCAGAUCCUAUUGUGGUGAUCAGCAGUUCCGAGGACACCGAUGAUGACACAGUGUAAUCCCCUGUUUUAAGGGAGAGAUCAUACUACUCAUCCCUGGACUGGACCAAUCCUGAAGCCCCAGGCGGAGCAGCCUGUUCCCUCAGCGGAGGGGAGGGCACGACCUUCUCUCUAUUGACCUUCAUAGCAGUUGCAAAGGACCAAUCAGACAUUUAGUGGGCCUAAUUAGUACUUAGAAUAAAUGCCUCGAGGUGCAAGACUGAACCCCCACAA
This is a messenger RNA of Ornithorhynchus anatinus (platypus), 1834 nucleotides long. It is a transcript of the gene PML, whose product is annotated as PML nuclear body scaffold. The transcript is spliced from 8 exons. Gene Ontology annotation, molecular function: ubiquitin-protein transferase activity; zinc ion binding. Gene Ontology annotation, cellular component: PML body; nucleoplasm; chromatin. Gene Ontology annotation, biological process: intrinsic apoptotic signaling pathway in response to DNA damage; PML body organization; positive regulation of DNA-templated transcription. Bases 155 to 1621 code for a protein of 488 amino acids. The record is from RefSeq and is a predicted model, not a curated record. Lineage: Eukaryota; Metazoa; Chordata; Mammalia; Monotremata; Ornithorhynchidae.